UGCCGUUAGACUGACUGUGGUGUUUGCAUAAAAGAAGGAAACAAAACCCUAACUACAACAAAACACUCCUACUACUAUUCACUCUCUUCUCUCUCAAUUUUCUAGGGUUUCUCAAAUUGGGAGUUUUCAAUGGACGAAGAAUCAGAGCAAUUCAAAGUUUUUGUGGGCGGCGUGUCAUGGAUGACGACUGAGGAGUCACUGCGUGAGCACUUUGAGAAGUUUGGGACGGUGGCGCGUGUUGCAAUUGCGCGAGAUCGCUACUCUGGGGCGCCUAGAGGGUUCGCUUUUGUCUCGUUUACUGAUCAGGCUGCGUUUGAUAGUGCUCUUCUUGUUGAGCAUCAUCACAUUCUUGGUAGAACGGUGGAUGUGAAGAGAGCAAUACCUAGGAGUGAACAAUGCCAAAUUGAAUCACAGCAGAGUAGAGGACUGGGUAGGAACAAUAGAAGUAAUGGUCAUUGUGGGAACAGUGAACAGCUUAGGACAAGGAAGAUUUUUGUAGGGGGUUUAUCCGCUAAUCUUACUGAGGAAGAGUUUAGGAAUUAUUUUGAGAAUUUUGGUCAGAUUACCGAUGUUGUGGUGAUGCAUGAUAGUCUUACCCAACGGCCUAGAGGUUUUGGCUUUAUCACUUUUGAUUCUGAGGAUUCUGUUGAGAAUGUCAUGAGGACAAACUUUCACGAAUUAGGAGGUAAGAAGGUUGAGGUGAAGAGGGCUGUGCCUAAAGAGGUAACUAACAAUGGAUAUUCUGGGGGAGGAAGUGGGAGAAGUUAUAAUGGGUUUCAGCAGUAUGGUUAUAGUCCUAGACACGACCUCUUUCAAGGCCAUGGACACCCUCCACCAUACGGAGUUCAUCCGGGAUAUGGUGGUAUUCUUGGCUAUCCAUAUGGUUUUUAUGGUGUUAGUUUUCCGUCAGGGUAUGGUGGUAUCAGCUAUGGGAUGCCUCCUUUUGCACCUAGCACAUGGAACAGUCCUGGUAUGUCAGGUUUUAGAGGUUACUCCUAUGCUGGAGCUCCAAAUUUUUACCUGCCUCAUCCAAAUGGUGGAGUUGGAGGAAGGAGUCCAUCUGUGAAUCGUGUAGAUGAUGCACAAUUGACGGUUGAUAGGAAGUCUUCAAGUACUGAUGGCGGGAAUGGUCUGCUGGCGAACUAACUUGACAAUGGAAAACUGAUAGCUCCAGUUCUUCAAUUUGACCACCGAUUCAAUGAUUGACUAUUUUAAUCUGCAUUGACAUGGGGUUUAUUGUUAUGUGCAGUUGUAGUUUCUAGACGUGUUUCGUGUUUAUGAAUCUUGGUUAGUUGUGGUUCACUGGUUUUAGUUUUGCAAGUACAGGGUUCUUUGUAACAUAAUUCUUUUAGUUUUAAGUUGGAAUUUGCUGGCGUGUAUAGCAUUGAUAUACAGCCAGAAGAAGCGUUUUUAAGGUAAUAUUGGACCUUGAUCUUUCUGAUCUUUUGUAUUUGGUGUUGGUCAUUUAUUAUGUUUCAAUGUUUUUUAUGUUUA
Messenger RNA from Daucus carota subsp. sativus, 1494 nucleotides. Its product is annotated as heterogeneous nuclear ribonucleoprotein 1. The transcript has 2 exons. Gene Ontology annotation, molecular function: mRNA binding. Bases 130 to 1146 code for a protein of 338 amino acids. Gene Ontology annotation, biological process: regulation of translation. NCBI's taxonomy places the organism in Eukaryota, Viridiplantae, Streptophyta, Magnoliopsida, Apiales, Apiaceae. The record is from RefSeq and is a predicted model, not a curated record.